AUGCGCAGAACAGCGGGCAUAACAGCGAGCGCCGCCACAUCCAUCAGCUCAUACUCCCAUCCCUCCCACUCUCCCUCUCCCUCUCCCUCUUCCUCUCCCUCUCCUCCCCACACACCGCCAAAUCCAAAUCCAAACCCAGCCUUAGCGAACACGUCAUCGCCGCCGCUUAGCACAUCGCCGCACCCUUCUUCCUCUUCCGCGUCAUCCCACUCUUCGCCUUCUCUCGCCGCUCCCACCACUCCCACCACCUCCGUCAUACGCAGUCGCAGUAGUACACCCGCACGGGACUCGGUGUCCGCACACCCGCCUAUCCCCAUCCCCCCUUCUGUCGCCUCUUCAGACCCCUCUUUCGCCACGUCUGCAGCGUACGGUACCCAUACACCCGCCUCAAAGACAAAGACAAAGCCAAAGGCGGGCUAUAGGCCUACGAACGCAGCCUCUGCUUCCGCACUUGCGAUGCCCACUACCACUCCCUCCCUCACCGCAUCCACACCCAAAACACCCACACCUCCUCCUCCCACACCUACUACUACACCCCACUCAUCUCACCAACCCCACCAACCUCACCCACCCAAAACACCCCACCAACCCCACCAACCCACGGAAAAGAAACCGUGGAUCGACCCCGCCGCGCUCCCCUCGCACGGCUCCGUCGCGCACAUCGCGGGCAACGCGCCCGAGCACAUAAAACGCCUCACGCAGAAUACGUUCUUUGCGUAUGGCGUGGGGGCGCCGCCGCCUCCUCCUGCUGCUGCUCGAGCUUCCAGUCGUUCUAGGGAUUCCAGUCGUUCUAGGGAUUCUGGGCGUGCUUCUGGGCGAGCUUCUGUGCGAUCGUUGGGUGAGGGUGAUAGACAUGGAAAUGACGGGGCAGAUGAGGGUGAUGCAGAGGCAGAUGAAGAGGCAGAUGGAGGAGGAGACGGAGGGGUGGGCGCGUGGAGCGGGGACGACUUUUUCGGGUACGCGGUCGGGCGGCGCGUGCGGCUCGUCGAUAUCAGCGUGUAUCCGUCGCACUCUCCCCCAACGAACUCCGCGACAUCCACUUUUACUGAAGACGUGAGCGGCGCGGAGAGGAGAAAUGGCGUAGAGAGAAGUGGGGAUGUAGAGAGAAGUGUAGAGAGCAGUGUAGGCGUGGAAAGAGGUAUGGGUGUGAGUGGAGAGGGAGGUAUGGGCAUGGAGCGCCUGGAGGCGUCGACGACGGCCGAGAUCCGGGUCACGCGCGGGAUGCUGAACGGCGCGGGCAUGCUGCACGGCGGGUGUGUCGCGUAUUUGGUGGAUAACUGCUGCUCCACGCCCCUAGUCGUCCUUGGGCUGCUGCAGCGCCGCAACGGCGUCGGCGUCACGCAGGCGAUGACCGUGCUCUUCCACGCGCCCGCGGCCGUCGGCACGACGCUGCGCGUCGUGAGCACGUCGGUGAGCCUCGGGGCGCGCGUUAUGUCGAGUCGGUGUGAGAUUAUAGCGAAGGAGACGGGCCGCAUCGUCGCCUCUGCGUUUCUGAAUAAGAUGCAGCCGGGGGGCGCGAAGCUCUGA
Messenger RNA from Pleurotus ostreatus (oyster mushroom), 1527 nucleotides. RefSeq lists its product as uncharacterized. Lineage: Eukaryota; Fungi; Basidiomycota; Agaricomycetes; Agaricales; Pleurotaceae. The record is from RefSeq and is a predicted model, not a curated record. The transcript has 3 exons. Bases 1 to 1527 code for a protein of 508 amino acids. Gene Ontology annotation, molecular function: fatty acyl-CoA hydrolase activity.